Phlebotomus papatasi is the source of this 1794-nucleotide messenger RNA. Its product is annotated as zinc finger CCHC domain-containing protein 8 homolog. The transcript has 2 exons. Gene Ontology annotation, molecular function: RNA binding. Gene Ontology annotation, cellular component: catalytic step 2 spliceosome. Bases 137 to 1630 code for a protein of 497 amino acids. The record is from RefSeq and is a predicted model, not a curated record. Lineage: Eukaryota; Metazoa; Arthropoda; Insecta; Diptera; Psychodidae.
CUCUGUUGAGAAAUUCAUCGAAAUCGUCCGGAUCGCAGAAGGCUUGUCAAAAAGGCUAUUUGUUUUUUGGAUUUUCGUGUGAGUGAAAUUUUCGAGGGAAAAAUUGAGUAAAUUGUAAAAAAAUAUCCAAUAAAACAUGUCUAAGACGAUAGACUUAAAUAGUAGUGAUUGUCAAGUAAUAGAAGAGCAUGUAUCUAUUGUAAAUUUGGACACAACAGAGGAAGAACUGGCUGUUCCAGAGGAGGAUGCAGAGAAGCCCAUAGAGCCGUUCCUGCACAUGGAAUUUCAGGAUGAAAAUGCAUGUAAAUGUCUCCUGGAGAAGAUUAGACGGAGUGUAGAGUCUUUUCUCAAGACAAAGGACAAAAAAGUCCGUGUGGUAGUUGAUGAAUCGGGACAGAAAGCUGAUAUUUUCGCUGAGGAAGCGUCAGAAGCUGGAUCCAUCUUCAUGGUGGACAACAAGCCGUCAAUUAGGCUGAAAACCAACGAAGUGCCUACCUACCUGCCCAGCGAGCGGUCCACUCUGCACAAUGGUGAGCUACCUGGGAAUAAGGUAACGUUCAAGAAGACUCCAAUGUGCUACAAUUGUAGCGGCAGCCACUCCCUCAUUGAAUGCACCCAGCCCAGGAAUCCAGAUCGCAUCCGGAGAGCCAGAAUGCAGAAUGCAAAUUCCAAACUCGAGCGCUAUCACACAGACAUUGAGCAGAAAUUUGCUCACAUCAAACCCGGACGCUUUAGUGAAAAUCUCCGGAAAGCUCUGGGGCUCCAUCGGAAAAAUCUUCCUGUAUUUGUUUAUCGAAUGAGACUACUGGGAUACCCACCUGGAUGGCUCGAAGAAGCCAAGAUCUCACACUCUGGGCUCAAUCUGUUUGAUUCCGAGGGACGCAGUGUACGUCCAGACACUCUGGAGGACGGAGAAGUGCACGAGUUGCGUGCUCAGUACAAUCCAGAGCGAAUAAUUGACUUUCCGGGCUUCAAUGUUGACCCACCCAAAGGCUCAGUGGACGAAGCCCAGCUCUAUGGAGUGCCUCCCAUGAUGGAGUACCAUCGGAAGGAGGUGAUGUUCAAGAUGUUUGGGCUUGAGGAAUCGCAGCCGGGGUACAAGAGGAAAAAACUCGGCGAAUUGGAAGCAUCAUCGCCCAAUGGGGAUGCUAAUACUGAAUCCCAGGACAUGGAUAUUGCAGACAAUGAUGAGUCUGAGACUUCUCCUGAACAACAUUUUGCCCUCAGUACAAAUGAAGAGAGUAGUCAGAGUUCAAAGACCGAUCAAGAAGCCAGUCAGGAGAGUGAAAAUGGUAGAACUUCUCCGUCCUUGGAUGAGCUCCAAGCUGCCCAGGAGCGUCUUCUGGAGGAGCUGAAUUCCAACAGUAGUUCCGGAGAGUCCUCCAGGAGUGGCAAGGAAAGACCAAGGACACCUGAGAAUCGUGGAAAGUCGCUCUCGACGAUGCCUGGCACGCCAAUUCUCGUGCCAUUCUCUCCGUACUCCCGUCUCCCGGACGGUGACAGAUGGGCCAAAGGUGUGAGUGGAGUGAUUGACUUUGAGAAUUUGCCCGAUAGCACCGGCAAGUAUGAGAAGAUGAAGGGUGUUUUAGAGAAAGUGCGUGAAACUGUGUGCAAGAUUCACAAAGAGUGAGAAGUGAGAAUGCUGUAGAGGUAUUAAUACUUUUUUAUUUAAAUUGCGUUUCUAUACAUUUUUUUUUCUGCGUGUAUUGUAAAAUACGAGCCAUUUUAUGGGACAAAAUAAAACACUGAGAGAUAUUGUUUUCUCAAAGAAAAGAAAAGAAAAAUAAAAUAAAA